AUGAGAAGAAAAAUUAGGAUUAUGUUUUUUAUUAAAAUCAUUACAUUUAUCAUUUUAACAUGGAUAUAUAUGUGUUCUGUACCUGAGGUAUUAUAUCAAUAUAUGAAUAGUGUGUAUUUCUUCAGAUGUUAUUUAUACUUAACAUCGAGUAUAUUUUGUAAAUGUUUAAGUAAUCAUUAUAUUCUAGGUGAACGGAUAAUUAUCAGAAAUGAUCGAUUAUUGGCAAUACAAGAAACCCAAGGAGAAUCGAAUAAAAUGGAAUUAGAAAACAAUUUUUCAAGUAAUGUGGAUGAUAGUGAAAUAAAGAAAAGCGCAACAAAUGUAUCAUUGAAUAAAAACAUUAAAAAGGCAUCCAAUAAGUAUUCCCAGAAACGCAAAAGUGGUUAUAACCGAACAUGUACUAUAAACAAAAGAUUAUUAAGAAUAUCUUAUAUAUACAAUUACAUAAAAUCAAUCGAUUAUUCCAUUAAAGAUGUAGUACUGGGACAUUCUGAAAAAUCAAAUAAUCAUAAUCUAAAUGAAGUUAUUACAAAUAAGACUAUAGAACAUAUGUUAUGUAAAGAUUACAUAUUAAUUAAUUCUGUUCCAUUAUCUGUAAAACUGAAGAGCAUACUAUUAUCUAUUUUUGAAGAUAUAAAUGAGGAUAUUGCUAUAAAAUCCAUACAUGUUGCUUUAGUUAUUAUUUUUACGCACAAGUACAGUCAUUCAACCUAUGGAAUGAAUAAAUCAUUAGACUCUUUAAUAUUUCUUACACUAAUGAUUACUUGUUUAUCACAAAUUUUUUAUACUAUUGGAGAAUACAUGAUUAGGAAUAAAUACGAAAACAUAAUAUUAGAGGAUAAGAGACAAAUUAAAGAGAAAUAUGAGAAAAAAGAAAUUGAAAAAAAAGAAAUUAAUCAAAAAAAAAAAGAAUUAAAAAAAGAAAAUAAACAAAAAAAAAGGGAAGAAAAGGCGGAGAAAAAAAAACAGAAAAUAGAGAAAUUAAAAGAUUUAGAAACUUAUAUGAAUGAGUAUAAUGAUAGGUAU
Messenger RNA from Plasmodium gonderi, 1026 nucleotides. Its product is annotated as variable surface protein. The annotation marks the transcript as partial. Lineage: Eukaryota; Apicomplexa; Aconoidasida; Haemosporida; Plasmodiidae. The transcript has 2 exons. The record is from RefSeq and is a predicted model, not a curated record.